CUCUCUCUCCCUUGCUCUCUCGUUCUCUUGCGCCCUCACUCCCUCGCUCUUGGUGCACAAAAGCAGAUUUCUGCACUUGACAGAAACAGACCCUUGUCUUCUGCGGCGUCACCCCGGCCCGUCUCCUGCUCGUUCUCCGACUCGCGGCCCGCGGGGAUCAGUGAGGAUUGGCCGAGAGUCGACGCCACUGUGGCACAGAGGACAAGACAGAGAGAACAACCGCCAAUCCGCAGUCACUAGCUCAGCCAGACUAAGCACACCACAAGGGGGCAGUGUCGGCCAGCGCAGGGGUGAGGCACACCUGGAACCCUUGCACGCAGGCCGGUCAGACAAUCCUGGAUCCCACCACCACCUGCGACACGUCUCGUCCAGCUUUCAAACCCGACUCCUGCACCAGCACCGAGGAUCCGAGCCGGACGCCGAGAUGAGUGACACUACGUCCGAGGAGAGAUCCAGCACCACCACCGUCCUACUGCUCUUCGUCUUCUUGCUCCUCUUGGCCGUUCUGCUCGUCUUCUUCUACCGCCGGCUGAACCGAGCCACGGACGGGGCCUACGCCCUGAGCAAGCUCGGCCCGUGGCUGGGAGGCCAGGCGGAGAGGGCGAGCUCAGGCCUGCGGGCCCUGGAGGGCCGCGUGGGGCUCGGCCGGGGGGGGAGAGAGGGGGGCUUGGGGGACGAAGAGGCAGAAGAGGAGGGCGGCGAGGAGGAGGAGGAGGAGGAGGAGGAGGACCGAGAGAAGGACGUCGAAGCCUGCGCCUCCAGGCCGCGAGUGAAGUCGGACAGCGAGGACUCGGAGGAUGACUACUCCAGUAUGGAAGGCUGCAACCUCAGGGACAGGGCCAAGCUGGACGAGGAAGAGGAGGAGGAGCAAGAGAAGGAGAGGGAGGGGGAGCAGGCGGGGGAGAAGGGAGGGCUCCUGGUGGACCUGGGGCACUUUGCCGGCAGCGCCUCCUGGGCAGCAGACGAGUCACUUGUGCAGGGGAAGGAGGACAUGACUGUGCUGUAAGAGGGGGGGGGGACAGUGGGAUACAUUUUGGGGGAGCAAGAGCGAGGACAGGGUGGGGAAAAAAAUACAGGCACCCCACCCUCCUCAAACCAGGCUCUGCACUCGGGGUGUCCCCGCAAAGCCAACUGCAGCUGAAAGCACCGCCAGCGGACCACAGCGCUUUUUAAAAAAAAACAUCCAAUCCGACUUGUAAAAAUACUUAAAACGGCAAUGUACUUUUUUAGCAGUUUUUUUAAUGUUGUGGAAAGUGCCUCUUCCGGUACAAAUAAAUCCUGUCUUUCAUACA
This is a messenger RNA of Lepisosteus oculatus (spotted gar), 1292 nucleotides long. RefSeq names its product protein tyrosine phosphatase receptor type C-associated protein-like. Lineage: Eukaryota; Metazoa; Chordata; Actinopteri; Semionotiformes; Lepisosteidae. The record is from RefSeq and is a predicted model, not a curated record.